AGUGGUGUCAGUCCGAGUGCGCUUGUUCAAGCGCAGAGGCCGGCGCGCCAUGGACGACUUCGACGAUGAUGACUUGGAUGAGGACGAGGAGAUCGAUGAGCCUGAGCCGGACAUCGAAGUGCACGAAGAGGGACAGGAGCUCGCCCCGAAGGCAGCAGAGGGACCUCGGAAGACCACGCCUUACUUGACCAAGUAUGAGCGUGCCAGGAUUCUGGGUGCCCGUGCCCUACAGAUCAGCAUGAAUGCUCCUGUGAUGGUGACACUGGAUGGUGAAACAGACCCCUUGCUGAUCGCUGAAAAGGAGCUGAUCCGUGGGGUGAUUCCCUUCGUGAUCCGUCGCUUCCUUCCAGACAACACCUACGAGGAUUGGAAGGUCUCAGAGCUCCUCUUCUUGGAGUGAGCUGCAAGCAUCGCGUGUUGCCGCGGAAAAAAAAA
Molecule: messenger RNA, 435 nt
Organism: Cladocopium goreaui
Lineage: Eukaryota; Dinophyceae; Suessiales; Symbiodiniaceae
Source: the annotation of a GenBank genome assembly